Verticillium dahliae VdLs.17 is the source of this 2607-nucleotide messenger RNA. RefSeq names its product carboxy-terminal kinesin 2. Lineage: Eukaryota; Fungi; Ascomycota; Sordariomycetes; Glomerellales; Plectosphaerellaceae. Gene Ontology annotation, molecular function: microtubule binding; ATP binding; microtubule motor activity. The coding region runs from base 1 to 2607 and encodes 868 amino acids. The transcript is spliced from 6 exons. Gene Ontology annotation, biological process: microtubule-based movement. The record is from RefSeq and is a predicted model, not a curated record.
AUGGACACGGCCACGGCCGCCUGCGACAACACAGCCUUUCGAACCUCGACCAUGCAGCGAAGCCAGCUGCCCCGACCCGGCGCGCCGCCUCACGGCCUCUCCGAGCUCAGCGAAUCUCAGAGCAAUGCGCGUCCUCACGCCGCCAGCAUGAUGCCGCCGCCCUCCAAGAUUGGUGGCAUCGCCGCCGGCACCAAGCGCGAGGUGCCCCAGCCAGCAGCAGCGACGCAGCCUCAGAGGAGGACGUUGAUGGACCGAGCCAGAGACUACCCAGACAAGGACCCCGCCGCCACAGCCACAACUGCCGGCCUGCGAAAGAUCCCCCCGAGAGCAAAUGGCCACAUCAAAGGCCAGUCAUUGACUUCGCUUAAGCAGCCCUCCAGCGGCUUUUCCUCGCGCCAAACCUCGACCUCCACCGCCUCGGCCGGCUCGCGUCAGACCUCGAGUAGCAGCUUCGCCAGUAGUAUGGGCGCCGGCCGACAUGCUCUCGAUCGAUCAAAAUCGGCACUGGGCAACCGCGAUCAGUACGGACGUCCAAGAGGCAACACAACCAUCUCACGACCCCAGACGUCCCACGGACACAACCCGGAAGACGACUUUGACGGAGGACACGGACAGAAUGCACCAACACCCGCGCAGAGGGAAGUGUCUCUCAACAGAAAGUUCAAGAACCUGUCCAUCGACGAUGACAGCUUCGAAAGCGCCGUCGUCGAAGGGAGCCAAGUGGUUCCCAUCAGGCCCGUCCCCUCACACACACCCCUCUUCCAGCCCCUAUCCCACGAGAACAUCACGAUUCGCUCGCCCCGCAAACCCGUCCCCAGGUCAGGAGGACUGUCAGAGCUCAAGCCCAAGGCAUCUCGACCCAACCUGGGGGCCUUGACCUGUCCGCCCGUCACACCCGCGGCCGAGUCGAAGCAGAUCAAGGCUCACAUGGACCGGCUCGAGGAGACUGUCAGGUCACUCACUGGCGAUGCGCGGUCCCCCAUCAAGUCCCCGUCGCCACAGAAGCUACCGUUUUUGAGCAAAUUCUCUAACACGACCGAUUUCACAGCCCUUGAUGUCCACGAGAGAUUGGGCGCCGUCGACACGCAGAUGAAGCAGCUGCGGGAUCUCAUGGACAACUCGCUGUCCGAAAAAAAGGCCGCCGACGAUGCGCACGAGUUGAUGAGGAGGAGAGUGGCCGACCUCGAGACGGAGCGAGAACGACUCGGAACACGCAAUGAGACGCUACAGACGGAUCUAGAAAGCACCAGGGAAAAGCUCAAGAUGCUGCAGUUUGAUGUCGAGGCAGAGAGGCGAAAUCACAAGUACGAGCUCGAAGACGAAGCGAGGAGGCACCGCAACGAACAGGACGAGCUUCGAAAACAACUGAGCGAGGAAACGGAACGACUCCAGAAAACCCACCGAGAGGCUCUCGACGCUCUGGACCGCCAAUACCGGGUCGAGCUCGAGGACGAACGCAGCGCCCAGUCGAGAGAGGUGCAGGAGCUGCGGUCCAAGCUGGGCAACGAGCAGCAAGACCUCCACCUCGCGCUGCAGAAGAAGGAGCGCGAGAUGGCCGAGAUGCGGGCGCAGAUGGACGCCUUGCGGGGGGAUCUCGACCGGGAGGAGGCGUUGAAGAAGGGGCUCGCCAGCAACAUUUCCGAGCUCGCCGCCUCCAACGUGACGCUCGAGGCCAAGAUCAACUCGCUCAAGUCGCACGUCGAGUUUCUCGAAUCGGACAACCAGGCGCAGUCCAAUUCGUUCGCCAACAUGGAGGCGAAGCUGCAGGAAGCGCUGCUCGCGGCGGACGAGGCGCGGCACAAGCUCAUCAAGGAGGAGACGGAGCGCCGCAUCCUGUUCAACAAGUACCAGGAGCUCAAGGGCAACAUUCGCGUCAUGUGUCGCGUGCGGCCGAUGCUCGGCGAGGGCGAGGGCGAAGGGGCCAAGAUUACGUUCCCCGACGACAGGACGUCGGCGGAGAUUGCGCUGCAGGGCGCCGAGGAGACGACGGCCAUGGGCCGCGUGAGCCGCAAGACGUUCAACUUUGAGUUUGACCGCGUGUUCGCGCCGGCGGCGCUGAACCAGGACGUGUUUGACGAGAUUUCGCAGCUCGUGCAGAGCGCGCUCGACGGCUACAACGUGUGCAUCUUCUGCUACGGCCAGACGGGCUCGGGCAAGACGCACACCAUGUCGUCGGAGGACGGCAUGAUCCCGCGGGCGACGCACAUGAUCUACGACACGAUGACCAAGCUCAAGGACAAGUCGUGGACGUACACGAUGGAGGGCUCGUUCAUCGAGGUGUACAACGAGGAGCUCAACGACCUGCUGGCGCCGCACGGCCGCGAGUCGGACGGCAAGGGCAAGCGGCUCGAGAUUCGGCACGACGAAGGGGCGCAAGCAGACGACGGUGGCGCACUGCAAGACGGUGGCGCUCGACUCGGCGGACAAGGUCGAGGCGAUGCUCGCGCAGGCGCAGUCGAACCGGUCGGUGGCGGCGACCAAGUCGAACGAGCGGUCGUCGCGGUCGCACAGCGUCUUCAUCCUCAAGCUCGUGGGCCACAACGCGUCGACGGGCGAGCGGUUCACAAUACCCAUAUUGGCACGGCCAAGGCGACGAAGAAGGUGUAA